Messenger RNA from Fomitiporia mediterranea MF3/22, 1594 nucleotides. RefSeq lists its product as uncharacterized. Bases 55 to 1320 code for a protein of 421 amino acids. Lineage: Eukaryota; Fungi; Basidiomycota; Agaricomycetes; Hymenochaetales; Hymenochaetaceae. Gene Ontology annotation, cellular component: plasma membrane. The transcript has 3 exons. The record is from RefSeq and is a predicted model, not a curated record. Gene Ontology annotation, biological process: intracellular protein localization.
GCCCAAUCUCUUCCCAGCUUCCUCCCCUCACCUGCCGUUACCGCUCUGAGCCCGAUGGACAGCGGAAACAACGUGUACAAUAAUGACGCGCAGGACGAUGGGAGACGCAAUCGCCUCCCGUCCUUUGCAGAGGUCCUCGCAAGAAAGACGAGACCACCAGUCGACCUCUUCAUGUUUUAUUUAUUCUUGCAGCGCGAGGGCUCCGAGGAUAUACUAGAUUUCUGGCUCGACGUACAACAACACGAGAAUCUCUGUCGCGCGUACUUCAAGGAUGUCCGCAAGUCAGGGCGAACAAUUAAGGAGGACUGGCCGCAGUACUGGGAUUAUGCGCGUCGUCGCGGCUCCAUCUAUGGUACAGUCGUCGGUAUGGGUGGCAACACGCGUGGUGGCGACAUGGGCACCAAGCGCAGCACCGGCAGCACCGGCGAAAUGUUGGCCGAGCGUGAACGAUUCGACCAACACGACGAGAAGGAGAGAGCUGGUGAGCGGAGCACGAGUCCUCGGUCUGUGACUCCGGGAAUGCAGGAGAAAGAGCGAUUUCAAGCUACUUCGCCUAAUGAUCAACCAGACCCUCCUCGUUCUUCCACGCCAUUUUCGCUCUCUGGCAGGAUAUCAGCAUUGCACAGGCGCGCCAGCCGGGCCCCGACAAUCAUCCCUCGUACGGCUGCCGUUUCUCGUAUGGACCUCAUCGCAUCCGCAGAGCGGAUCUACUUCAGAUAUUUAUCGCCCCCGACACACGCUACAAUGGCCGCCGAUCCCUCUCAGAACCACGAAAUAUACCUCCCUCCCGCCUUGAGGAUUCACUCCUUUAUGCUAUCAUCUACUCGUGAGCCGAAAACCCAUGACGAGCUCAAUGCCAUGGCGCAGAUACCCGACAUGUUCCAUGCGCAGAAAGAGUACUGCUUCCGUGCAAUGGAGCAAGAUGCUUAUCCACGAUUUUUGCGCGCCAAAGCCUUUGGCAACUUGACACCAGUUAGCGCCCUUGUGCGACUUGUUCUUGGGCUUAUUAUCCUUUGGAUUGGUCUGGCCGUCGGGUUUUCUCUUAUUUUCCUUGAUGUCAAACCUAAAUCCAAACGUUUCUUCCUUUUCAUCCCCUUCACCCUCGCCAUACUCUUCUUAAUAAGCCAUCAAUACGAACUCGACCCUGUCCUAGUUUUCCUGGGCCAGUCGGAGACAACGCCAUUCCGUACGCUUACUAUCCGAGAGCCUUAUGUCAAGAAGUUGCUCCUUGGGCGUGCGAUCUGGGUUACGCUGCUUGUCACUGCUUGCGUCGCGGGUCUUACUCUUCUUUUCUGGGCUGUACCGGGUCAUCGUUUGUAGAUUGAUAGGACAUUGCAUUUUUUUCUUUUAUUUAUCUGUAGGUUGUUCCUCUUCGCGUCUUUCGUUUGCUUGCCUUUUGCUUUGCCUUGCCAUACCGCUCCAUUCGUUUCACGUAAUUGCAUACCCAAGUUUUUAUCCCUGAAAUGUGCUUUUUCUCUCUUUUUUUUAAUUAUUGUCGUGAUUUUAUUGUCUUGAUUCGUGCGUUUCUGUAACCUCACUUUUCACCAGGCGUUUUCGUGAUUACAGAACAGAAUCUUCUUUUCUCUUUAUUUUU